Diaporthe batatas is the source of this 2187-nucleotide messenger RNA. RefSeq lists its product as uncharacterized. The coding region runs from base 1 to 2187 and encodes 728 amino acids. The transcript is spliced from 5 exons. Lineage: Eukaryota; Fungi; Ascomycota; Sordariomycetes; Diaporthales; Diaporthaceae. The record is from RefSeq and is a predicted model, not a curated record.
AUGGCGCCACCAAAAUCAUACGCCGAGAUCGUGCAGGGGGCGCGUCGGCCUCCUCCUCCUCCUCCUCCCAGGGCGCCCCCCCUGCCCGUCCUGCCACCCUCGACCUCGUCGUCGGAGGUGGUGGACGAUGUGCCCACACCCUCGCCCUCGCCCUCGCCCACACCCUCGCAGCUGGUGGGAUCGCGGCCGCGAUCCUAUGCGUCUGCCCUCCGGGGUACCAACAGCCCUCCUCCUCCUCCACCACCACCACCACCACCGCCACCAGCAGCGGCAGCAGCAGCAGAAGCAACAACAACAACAACGGCGACAAUGUCGCCACCACCCUCGCCUGUGCCGCCGCCGCCGUCUCCUUCUCUGGAGACGGUGGUCUCCAUCGACCUUCCUGCGGUGCCUGCGCCUGCGCCCGCGCCCGCGCCCUCGCCCUCGCCCGAGGGGGCGCCUUCAACGGCGCCAAACGCGCACCUCUGGCUGGACCCCAACACCUGGGAUCUGGUGGUCCGCUGCGGUGGUCGUGGGUGGCUCGUCCACCGACAUGUGCUGGCGCGCAUGUCGGAGUGGUUGGACGAGAACCUACCAUACGAAGGCCCCGAGGGCGAGCCGGGCCUCUGGUCUCCCGACCACGCCGCUUGGAACCCAGGCAGACUUGAAGCCGUCUUUCGCUUCAUGUACCACGAGGACUACCCGUCGGGCUGGUACGACCCCAACAACCCGUCGGACAUGACGCCUAUCAAGGACAACGUCGCCCACUACAUCUGUGGAGCUUCUGUGCUGUGCCAUCCUCUGAUGGCCGAGGCAGUCCGCCGAAUCGACGUGGCAAGAGCAGACAUCGUCAGGCAGCUGCCAGCCGUCCUGCAGGACCGCGACAUGCUCGACAAGUUCGAGUACGAGUUCAGGAUGGCGAUGGUCAACCUGUACGCCGAGCCGAACCAGGGGCUGCUCCGCGACCUCCGCAUCGUGAUGGGAAAGCUGGUCGCCGACAUCUUCCCCGCCAUCCUCCAGCACCCCGAGUGGUCUGCGACUUACGAGCAGCAAUGGGGCAUCUUGCGUGUCCACGUCGUCGCCGACCACAAGUGGCUGUACCAGGCAGGCCUUUGCGAGAAGAAGGACGUCAUCGAGCACGGCUUUGAGCACAUGAGUGUCCUCUGGAUAGACCACGGCCGCGAGGGUUGGCAGCCGGCCGCCGAGACCUUGUUUCCCCAGAACCUCGUAGGCACCCUCCCGCAGCCUCCGCCGCCUCCGCCGCCUGCUUCCACCCAGCAGCAGCAGAGCAGGAGAAGUACGACCAGGGCCAUUCCUAUCGUCAACCCUGACGGAACUGUCGCGCCACGCCAGGGAGCCACCGUGCCUCGUGGUGCCCGCGGAGGUCGAGCCCGAGGUCGAGGAGCACCCAGUGGCCUUGUCGAGCCUGCCCCUCAGCCCGCGCGUGGAAGAAGCAAGCAGAAAGCCAGGACGGAGGCACAGACUUCUGAGAGCUCUGAAGCUGGACCCAGCGAGCAGGGCGAAUCAUCGUCCGCCAGCCAGGCGACGCAGGCUACCACCUCCUCUGGAACCACGACCGCAGCAGGCCCUUCCGACGCCGGCCUUGCAGCUGAGCAGCCUAUUCGUGACGACGCCGCCCGCCGCGCAUACUGGAUGAACAUUGUCGCGCAGUACAACCAGCCCACCGCCUAUGUGGACAUGGCUGCCCCGAACCUCCAGCCAACCAGACGUCCCUUCUCCCCAGUUCGCCCGUCAUCAUCCUCGUCUGCGCUGUCCGCCAGAGCCGAGACCUUCCGCCCGGGCGAGUCAUCCAUGCACUCUGCCGCCGCUGGCCCCUCUUCCUACUAUGAGGACACCCCUACUACUUUGCCACCCAGGGCAGACACGGCUGCUUCGGACGCAUACCUCAACGAUCCCGCCCGCCAGGACGAUCUCUACGGAUCGAUGGAUGACGAGCCGCCCAGCCAAGACAAGGGCAAGGGCAAGGAGAAGGCGAAGGAGGCUGCGAGUUCCACCACUGCUGGCGAGUCAUCCAGGCAGAGCGGGCACACGACGUCUCGCGAGGGAGAGUCCAGCAGGUCCCGAGAGCGUACUGAGCAGCUGACACAAGCCUUCACGUCUUUCGACAUCAACGAGAGUGAGAACGGCGAUGAUACCAGCCCUGCUGCCCCCUCUGCUCCCGAGAGCCACGACGAGGAUGACACCUGA